Messenger RNA from Oryctolagus cuniculus (rabbit), 3028 nucleotides. Lineage: Eukaryota; Metazoa; Chordata; Mammalia; Lagomorpha; Leporidae. The record is from RefSeq and is a predicted model, not a curated record.
GGGAGGAGCCCGAGGAGGAGCGCCUGACCCCUGGCUGCUGUGUGGCCUUCCUCUCGGCCUCCCCUCCUUGCUUCCUCUGGUGUGAAGAGUCAGAUGUUGCGUUGGCAUACUUCCUGUGUGCUCGUUCCUUCAGGUACCGUUCUCCCUGCUAGAGCAAGCGCUUGACUCGUCUGGGAGAGCACGCUGGUCCUGAACUCCACUGCUGUUUCCCAGACCCAGAGCCUGCUCUGCUCUGUCUAAUGUGACUGGUGUUCUGUGAUCUAGGGAGGCCGCGAGUGUCCGGGCGCAGUAUCAGAGGACACAAUUCAUUGAGAUUCUCUGACAGUGGUUCAAGGGGAGUAGGACUGGAACACUACUCUGCUUUCAGAUAGGUGGUGUGCUGCUGUGUCGGAGCUUAUGGUGCGGCUUCCCUCAGCGUGGUCACACCGGUGUCCCCUGCAGGGAGGCACAGGGGCAUGGGGGGGAGUGAUGGCCACAGUGACACAGCAGGCACUGGCGGCUUCCCUCAGCGUGGUCACACCAGUGUCCCCCACAGGGAAGCGCAGGGGUAAGGGAAACGCAGGGGUAAGGGAAGCGCAGGGGUAUGGGGGGAGUCAUGGUCACACCGGUGUCCCCCGCAGGGAAGUGCAGGGGUAUGGGGUGGAGUUGUGGUCACACCGGUGUCCCCCGCAGGGAAGCCCAGGGGUAUGGGGGGAGUCAUGGUCACACCGGUGUCCCCCGCAGGGAAGCCCAGGGGUAUGGGGGGAGUCAUGGUCACACCGGUGUCCCCCGCAGGGAAGCCCAGGGGUAUGGGGGGAGUCAUGGUCACACCGGUGUCCCCCGCAGGGAAGUGCAGGGGUAUGGGGGGGAGUUGUGGUCACACCGGUGUCCCCCGCAGGGAAGCCCAGGGGUAUGGGGGGAGUCAUGGUCACACCGGUGUCCCCCGCAGGGAAGCCCAGGGGUAUGGGGGGAGUCAUGGUCACACCGGUGUCCCCCGCAGGGAAGCCCAGGGGUAUGGGGGGAGUCGUGGUCACACCGGUGUCCCCUGCAGGGAGGCACAGGGGUAUGGGGGGAGUCGUGGUCACACCGGUGUCCCCUGCAGGGAAGCGCAGGGGUAUGGGGGGAGUCACGGUCACACCCGUGUCCCCCGCAGGGAAGUGCAGGGGUAUGGGGGGGGAGUUGUGGUCACACCAGUGUCCCCCGCAGGGAAGCGCAGGGGUAUGGGGGGAGUUGUGGUCACACCAGUGUCCCCCGCAGGGAAGUGCAGGGGUAUGGGGGGCAGCGAUGGCCUCAGUGACACAGCAGGCACUGGCUCCGUGUCCUGUCUGUUCCUUGUGACCAUAUCUCCCUUCGUCUGCUCCAAUCUAUGGGGCAAGUGGUCUUACUGGCCCAUAGAGCAGACUGUGAAAGCAGAUCUCAGUCGUGUAAUGGGCACGCAGUGGACCUGGGAUUUGAACUUGGCCAGUGCAGACGGCAGGCACUUGACUUACCCAACAGUGCAGUAGAAAUGACAACAUUCAGAAGACUGAACUCACGGCCAAGCCACUGUGGUUCCUGUGGCCUCCAGGUGUCUGUUUUGUUAAAUAUAUCUUCCUAGUAAAAUGUCUUAUAGGAUAAUCUUUUUGAAGUACUGUAUAGUUUUUAAGGGUUAUGAAUAGCUGCUACCUUUGGAGUUAAAAUUUACAAGCUUGGAUUUCCCAAAAUGUCUCCAAAGCUGCAGGCUGGAUUCCCUGGAAGUCUGCUUGAUCUUAAAAGGUCUAAAAUAGUAUGAUUCAGGUAUUAGGUCACAUCUGAAAAUACUUGGUGACUACAUAUCAGGGUUAAGUAUGUUUUCCCUCUUGUUUUUGUUCUGUUUUGAAUGAAAGCUUGGGUGAAUAAACAGGUAGUCUAAUUUUUAAAAGAUUAUUAAACACAUUAAAAACUACUAUUGGAAAAUAUUUCUAGAAAUUUAAUUGUAUGGUGUAGUUGUUAACAUCACAGUCAUUGGAGUCACAAGCACCUUGAUUUGCGACCCGUCUCUGCCUGCCUUAGCUCCGUGACCUGUAACAGGUGACCCAGCAGACAGGGGUGGGACCUUCUUCCUGAGUGAUGACCAGCUGGUAAAUAGUCCUUGUCAGACACAGCACAGGAACUGAGGUGAACCCGUGGCAACCGCCCAGUGAGUUCUGUCAGUGCAGUGCUACUGUGUGAUGUAGGUGGUUUGUGCUACAAAGUUUACCUGGGAAAUACACACUGAAAUCACUUCCAUUUAAGCUAUGAAAUUGCAUCAAUUCACUUCAUAACGAAUUUCCUUAAUGUCGAUAUUGUGUGGCUCUUAGAAGCUGAGCAACGAAUGCAACAAUGUCUCCAUUGUAUCACUUAGCUGGCAGGCUUGUUAGUCCCGGAGCAGGGCUUACAACCAGAGGAAGGAGGAAACAACAUUCAGACAGCCAAAACAAAGGUCAGAAGUUAUGUAAGGAGUGAUCACCCUUCAGUGCUUCCCCUCUGCAGUACCCGGGGCUUCCAUGUGGGAGCGGCUCUGUCCUGCUUGAAUGGGGUCUUCUUAUACUACUUUUUCAGGUUGCUCUUCUAAUAUCCCGGCUAGAGAUAGACACUGGAUAGCCUGGUAGCAACAAAAAAUACUAAAUAGGCAAACCUCAACAUUGAGUAUUAAGAACUGAUGUAUGUAGCAGUUUGGAACCAAUUUGUAUAUGUGUUUCUGGGCCUCAAGGCAUCUUUAAAUGCAGUAAAAAGUGCCUAACCCUCCCUCCCACGUUCCAGUGUGUCCACUGCCUUCCUGACUGUUCCACUGUCAGCAUCUCCCACGCUGCGUGCUGAAGCUGACCUCCUGAGGUCCUUCCCUAACCUGUCCUACCUAGCAGGGCCCUCUCAUCUCUCCCCCGCCCUGGCAUAAGGUGUUGGCAGUGAGAUUGUUAAGUGCACAUUUGGGGGAGGUCGUCUUGAAUUACAUUGAGCCUUGCUGUCAUCUGAACUGAACAGAGUAUAUAAGUGUGUAUUCAUAUAUAUAUAUUUUUAUCUUGUAGGAUGAAGAAAAUGGAAACAGAGGAGG